Messenger RNA from Entrophospora sp. SA101, 1704 nucleotides. NCBI's taxonomy places the organism in Eukaryota, Fungi, Glomeromycota, Glomeromycetes, Entrophosporales, Entrophosporaceae. The record is from the annotation of a GenBank genome assembly.
AUGAACAAUCCUUCAAAUGAUGUUAAUUCUCUUAAUCAGCGGUCUGUUUUUUUCAUUGACGCCAGCAAUCCGGAAAUUGCAAAUCAAACCAUUUCUACUAGUAGCAGCCAUCCAUUCGUCAAGCCACCCUUCCCACCUGUAAUUGAUGUUCGUGAAUUGAUCACCAAACAAAAUAAUGGUAAAUUGCCUACAAGGUCUCCAAACGCUUUUAUCAUUUACCGUAAAGUUUUUCUGGAUACAGCUCAGGCUGAUGGCUACACAUUACCAAUGACUGUUAUUUCAGCAAUGGUUUCCAAAUCUUGGGAAAGUGAACCUCAAUAUGUUAAAGACGAAUAUAAGAAACUUGCAAAGGAAGCAUUCAAUCGUCUCAAUGAGAUGAACCCAAAAUCGACUAAACCUAAUAAAAGAGAACGUUGGAAUUUUGUUUCUUUUGAUCAAAAAAAUAAAUCUUCUAAACCUCGUCUUAACAAAAAUGUCAAACAACCUGGAAACAAAAAUGAAAAUAGAAAUAAAAAUUCUAAAUCAUCUGUCACCAUUGUUGGAAAUAACGACAACAACAUUAACAAUACUCCAAAUAUCGCCAAUACAGUUGAUUUAUCGACUUUUGAUGAUCAUGAUUAUUUCAACAACAACAACAUUACUCCAUUGUUAUCAUUUUCACCUUCUUCAACAAAUUCUUCGCCUAACAUUUCAUCUAAUUACGAUUUAUUCAUUAACAACAUCGAUGAUAAUGAUAAAGACAUUUUUAUUCAAAAUAUGUUAGACACAUCAUCUUUUACGGCAAAUCUUAAUAAUUCUCAAAAUAUUUUAAAUCAAUAUUUAAAUCCUUUCGAUCAAGAUAUUUCACCUGAUAUUGAUAAUACAUAUGAACAACAAAAUUUUAAUAAAGAAAAAGCAAAAUCAGUAGUACUAAAGACAUCAUCAGCAUCAUUAUCAACCACAAAACUUUUCGAAUCAAAAGAUAAUAGUAGAUUAUUAGAUCAUGCGGCCUUAUUAACGACCCAGGCAACAGCCUUAGCAGCAAAUUUCCUAACUCACCAUUUAUCCGGACCACGUAAACCGUCUUGGCCAAUACAACUUACAUUAAUGUGUGCUGCAAUGAGAAAUAUAACUGAACAUACACAUUUGGUUGAUGUGGAAACAUUACGUCGUGUGAUCACCAUGUUUUUUGCAUUCACACCCUCUGACAUAAUAGUCACGCCUGUUUCUUUCAAAAUCAUUAAUAGAGGUCUACAAGGUAUUCUCAAAGAUUUGGAUGAGAAGGAGGGGUCGUCGUCGAGUAGUGAUUGUCGUGUAUUGAGUGGUGAAUGGGUUGUCCCAAAACCACUUUGGAUACAAAUGAAUGAUGAAUUCCACAAAUCAUCUGCUAAUCACAAACAUAUUUAUGUUGAUCAAGAUGGAAUAAAAUGGUCAAAUGAGAAAGUCAUCUUGUAUAUACAUGGCGGUGCUUAUUAUUUGAUGUCUGCUAGAACUCAUCGAGAUUUAAAUUAUCGUCCAUUCCCGUGUGGUCUUCAUGAUGCUGUCCAUUCUUUUCUUUAUUUGACUGAUCCAAAUGGAUUGGCAAUUCAACCGCAAAAUAUUAUUAUAGCUGGUGAUAGUGCUGGUGGAGGUUUAACCGAUGACAAUGAUCUUGGCGCCGAAGCACGCGGUUACAAAGUCAGCAAAACAAUCUUGUCAAUAAGGAUCCUAGAUAAAAAAGAAUAG